Molecule: messenger RNA, 1663 nt
Organism: Annulohypoxylon maeteangense
Lineage: Eukaryota; Fungi; Ascomycota; Sordariomycetes; Xylariales; Hypoxylaceae
Product: protein indc11
Exons: 1
Coding region: 544-1548 (334 amino acids)
Cellular component (GO): mitochondrion
Molecular function (GO): oxidoreductase activity
Source: RefSeq, a predicted model, not a curated record
AGCGAUUAUUGAUAAGGGAUGACCAAAGCUGAAGAUUUCAGACGAUCAGAGGAGCCUAGGACCGUAAGCACUGCCACCACCAAGUCAUACUAUAAUCAUUCAACGGAUGGAAUUUAUGCCGUCGGACUUGGAGUCUAGCCCCUGACGGUCUCUUGAUAUCGCUUCCUAUCCGAAUAAUCGGCUAAUAAUUGUGGGGACAGUGCCCCGAAAACACCUGGAGGCAGUCAAUUCGACCGGACCGAUCAGAUGAAGAGGUGAACGACCACUGCUAAGUCCUUAAGAUGAAACGUAGAAAUUACAGCCGCUUUGGGACAGACCUAUUUUGAUGCUGAAGAUGUACGUCUCGACGGCAUCAUUAGAGCCUUAUAAAGCACUGGCGGGUCCGUCAACUCUACCCAUAUCUCUUUGUUCUGCAUUACCAAUUUCUCCAUCUCAAGCUUGCUACUCAAACCUUGAAAGCUCCUCGUCUUUGUAAGAUAGGACGUGCUCGACGACAUACUUUACAUAGGUACCUACUAAGCAGCACAUAACAUUUGCACAACAAUGACCGCCAAUCGCAAAGUCGUCAUCACCGAAUUUGGCGAUGUCGACGUCCUCAAAAUCGUAGACGACAUCGUCCCGCACCCGCCAGCAGGCCACAUACAGAUCGCAGUAGAAUACGCAGGGUUCAACGGCGCCGACGUCGGGAUGCGCAAAGGCGUCUACCCGUUCCAGAAAAAGGCCCCACUGACUCCAGGCUACUGCCUCGUAGGCACCGUCCGCGCCAACGGCGAAGGCUGCACGGCCUUCCAGGUCGGCGACGUCGUGGGCGUGCUCACCAAGUACGACGCGAACUCGGAGCUCGUCAACCAGCCGGAGAAGUACGCGGUCAAGAUCCCGGACGGCGUGGACCACGUGCAGGCGACGGCUAUGAUAAGCGACUGGUUCGCGGCGUACGGGAUGGUGAAGCACACGGCGAAGGUGACGCGGGGGCAGAAGGUGUUCGUGCACGGCAUCAGCGGCGCGGUGGGGUGCGGGCUGAUGAUCCUGAGCAAGCUGCAGGGCGCGGAGGUCUACGGGACAGCAAGCGCGCGCAACCACGAGGACGUGCGGGCGCACGGCGCCACGCCGUUCGCGUACACGGACAAGAAGUGGAUCGACGCGAUGAAGGGGCUCGGCGGCGUCGACGUCGUCUUCGACCCCCUCGGCUUCGAGAGCUUCGACGAAAGCUACUCCAUCCUGUCCCCGAACGGCUUCCUCGUCGCCUACGGCAACAACAAGGGCAUACUCGAGAACGGCCAGGUCAGGAGCCCCUGGGGCCCCAUCAUGAAGCUGAUGGCGAAGAAUCUCAACUUCAUGUGCGGCAAGAAGGCGACUUUCUUCGGUAUCUCUCGCGACCAGGCUACGUAUAAGGAGGAUAUUGAGGCGUUGCUAGAGAUGGUUAGGACGGGGCUUAUUACUGCCCCGGUUAAGAAUCAGUGGGAUAUGGAGGAUAUCAAGAUUGCGCAUAGCCAGUGGGGCGGCGGGACGGGCAUUGGGUCGUUGUUUAUUAAAGUCGCUAGGGACUAGGUUGUUUGAUGGGCUUGAUUUCCUUUAUUAUUAAUUGUUAUUUUCCGUCGACGUCAGUUAGCGUCUGGGAGUUUGGGGGUUUGUGGAGGAAGGGUAGAGCGUUUUUAGGUCAUCU